This is a messenger RNA of Wasmannia auropunctata (little fire ant), 3185 nucleotides long. RefSeq lists its product as uncharacterized. Lineage: Eukaryota; Metazoa; Arthropoda; Insecta; Hymenoptera; Formicidae. Bases 113 to 1846 code for a protein of 577 amino acids. The transcript has 5 exons. The record is from RefSeq and is a predicted model, not a curated record.
GAAUGUUCGCGCGUAGAGCGACAAACCUCCGCGGCUCGCAGCGUCCGUCAGCGCGCUCCGGCGGUGCGUGCGAUCGUAGGUCUCCACCUUCAGUUGCGUCGGCGCGGCGACGAUGACGACCGAGGCCCCGAAGGUGGAGUUCGCGCUCGGCAGCGAGGUCUCGCCGAGUCGCUUCUUCAAGAGCGCGUUCGCGCGAAACUUCAUCAACAGCGGCCGCGACUGCAAGUCCCUGGAUUACGAGCUGCUCGACAACGUCGCGACCGGGGGGAACGAGGAGGAUCGCAACAACAACGGCCGGAACAACAAUUUCUUCUCGCUGAAUUUCGCGGACGGCAAGCCGGCGAACGGCGGCGGCGGCGGCGGCGGCGACGACGCCGCCGCGGCGCGAGCCGCCGCUCUCUGGGAGCAACCGAAGCCGAAGGAGGCGGCACAGCCGGCCACGGAUGCGAAUGAAUUGGAGAAACUUCGAAAGCAAUGCCAGUCGUUGAAGAAGGAAAACCGGAGGUUGCAGAGCGCCUUCCUGCAAAACGUCUUUCUUCAAGCGCGAGUCGACACGCUCCAAUGGCAGGUCAAACAGGUCGAAUCGAACAGGCAAAUGUACCGUUCGACGAUGGAACAGGUCGCCCAUUUCCUGGGCCGGGCUCACAGGAGCCUGGAGAUCCUACACGCCAAGGAGAAUCCCAAGGACAAGAGACGUGUGCCGCGUAGCCGCAGCGUGCACACGGUGGUGCACACGACGGAUCCGUCGCCGAGUCGCGGCGCCGCGAUGCAGUCGCCCUCGUCGUUGUCGUCGUUGACCGUCUCGCCGUUCACCCGUGCCAAAUCGGUCACGCAGAUCGGAUCGCCGAACGCUACCUGCUUCCGCGAGUUCACCUGGUCGGUUCUGCGAAGGAACGACCCGGUGCACUGCACGUCGCCGCGUGUCAAGCCGCCGCUGGAUCUCAAUAAAACGAUCAACGACGUUCCCGAUAACGUCGUCUAUCGCGAACCCAAGCAGACGGAGCUGAACCCGGACGAGAUACCGCCGGAGAAGCUGUCUCAGGAGGCGUUUAGGUUACUGAGGACUGUCGAGUCCCUGUUGACGAUGCGAGAACCCGAUUUGGCGAGAAUGACGCCGGUCGAGGAAAACGGAUCCUCUCCUUCUCCUACGGUGGACCAUCAUCGUCAUCACGACACGUCUUUCUCCCUGUCGAGCAGCAACUUCGUCAACUCGACAACCCUGCCAGAGGCCACUGCCUCUUCCGGAUGUUCCAGCAGCAGUCGCGGAAACGAGUCGAGCAGCGGUCACCAGGGCGACAGUAGAUCGCCGAGCCUCGUCAAAACGUCCGUCACCGAGUUCGCCCGAAAUCUGCAGAGCUUCAUGCCGAGCGUGAGAAGAUCGCCCGACACUGCCUCCUGUAAUUCGAGUAGCAGUAAGACGACGGAGGAGGAGGACAUCGUCGCGCUCACCGCGUCGUCGAACGGAGUGACAUCCAACGGCACGCCGAUCUCGACGCUCAGCAGGGCCGCGAAGCGGCUGGAGAAGAAGGAGUCCGCGGGACUGGCCGGUAAAUCUAAAGUGAAGCCGGCCAGCAGUCCGGUGAGCAGCGCUGAGGGUGAAAGUGGAUUCUUCUCGAUCAGCUCCUUCCAGGAGGUGGGCCUGCCCGCCUCGGCGGCCCUGUCGAGCACGCCGAUCAAGGGCUGCCACACCGAGGUGGGCCUGCCGGAAGUGCCCCUGGACAAGACCAGGCACCGACGGUGGUCCUCCACGCCUGCGGAGUUCCAGGCGCUCUUCAAGCAGCACCGCGCCAGCUUCGGCGGCACGCCGCAAACCGCCACCGAGUCCGUCAGCGUCUGCUGGGUAUGAGGGUGUCGCGCGGUUGCCCCGCGCGCCGAUUAUGAUCCCACCGCAAGCGAUCAUCGUCAUGGUUUCAGCCGGAUCUCGCAGACUAGACUAGCUCGUACCGCGCGAGCGCGAUUUUUCAGGAAUGACACUUAGAUAAAUCGAUAGGGAAUAUCGCAGUAAUUGUAAAUAAUAACUUCUUUACGCAGUCGCUUCUUUUGUUACAUUGACAAAGUAUGAGUAGAGUAGUACUGACGAAAGCGAACGAUGGAUUCAAUUGCGUUCGAUAAGAUUGAGUGUGACGUGAAAAACGUUAUUUCGUCGCUACACGGUGCGAUGCAUGCAGUUUAUUAAACUUUCUUACGAGAAAAUUUUCUAUCGGAAUGCGUUAACGAGAGUAAGAAAGCGCAUAAAGAAAAUAAGGAAAUAAGGAAUUGAUAUACCAUGCGUAACUGGGCGAGUUUCGUUGAUGCGGCCAUUUCUGUAAGUAUAGAAAAGAAGAAUAGUGUAAUCCCGACGUUUUUGUAAUCAGCCAUAUCUCUUGUAGUUUCAUCACUGAUAUGAAUUCCGUACAUAUCAAUAUCUACCAUGAAACAUCUACCCUGUCCCUGCACGCGCGAUUAUCAAUGGCUUCGUUCGCAUGACAAUAACUUCAUUCGUCAGAAAUUCACGGGCAAGUUUGAGAAGCCUUAAAUACGUUUUGUUUUUUUACAAUCGUUUCUAUUUUCCGUCAUUGAUUAUUUAAUAAAUUAAUUAUUUUUGGAUUCGAGUUAAACUGAUUCAAUUCAAACGUAACUAAAGCGAGUUUAAUUUGUAUACUAAUAUAUCGCAAUGUAGAUCAAAGUUAGCGUAUAUAAUUCGAUUUAGUAGAUGCAUAACAAUUCAGAUUCGAAAGUAUGCAAAAAAGAGAUUUUUCAUCUCAAUCGAUGAAUCGGAAUCUGCUGCAAAUACUUUUGCGAAAACUACAUUCUGUUACGAUAUUUCUGUUAUUAUUUUCGUGCAUGUUAAUAGCGACGCAAAAUAUUUUCAACCUAAACUCCACCUGUUUGUAUCUAAUUGGAACUGAUAACCCGCACGACAAUUAUCUCAUUCAAUGCUGUUACAUCGUUCAUAAUGUGACUCUUAAUUUUUAAGAUUUUUUGACAUUGAUGGACGAAAGUAUUAUUCUCACAACAGUUCAUUGUACGAAUGUAUACUCUAAUUCGCGAGGACAACAUAUCUUUUAAUGUAAUGAAACGGCGUGAUCUAAGACUAUCAUAGUUCUAGAUUUUACGAUAUUGCGUUCUCUACAUAUUCCUCAUUGUGCGUAAUUUGUCAUUUUCAUUCGUAAUUAUAUAAUACAACGCUGAAUAUCAUGCCAAAA